Trachymyrmex cornetzi is the source of this 602-nucleotide messenger RNA. RefSeq lists its product as uncharacterized. The transcript is spliced from 2 exons. The record is from RefSeq and is a predicted model, not a curated record. Lineage: Eukaryota; Metazoa; Arthropoda; Insecta; Hymenoptera; Formicidae. Bases 216 to 548 code for a protein of 110 amino acids.
GGAAAAGGUGCAACAAGUUCAGCUAAAUAAAGUGCAGUGGCAACGAGAACAGCAACGUCUGAACCGUGAACGUCGAUUCCGUUCUGAUGGAGAUAGUUCAGCUAGAAGGGAUAAAUCUACAAUCUUCAUUUCUGAACAAAACAAUAUUUAACGCGGUGAUUGAAUAUAAAGGAUAAAACUGGUAUUUUGAUCCUUAUAUCUUGAUUGUUUCGAUAAUGUUCACUAACAAGAAAAACAACUUGCCAGAGAGGCCUCACAUGCCAAGCCAUGAACACAUGCUGGAAGACCUCGAUAGAGCUGUGGUAGACGAUGUAGCGUUUAAAAUCGCAAAUGAGUUAUGUAUGAAAGAGUCUUACAAUUCAUCAAGUGUUAAUAACACUGAUGAUAUAUACAAACAAGUGAAAACUUAUUUGAGUACUAAACAGCAAUUAAAGCAGUUGGAAUGUGUCUUAAAGAAAGAGAGUCAACAAAUGCAUGCAGAUAAUGAAGAAAUAAAGAGGCUUGCGGAUGACAUUAGAAAACAGGCAAAAGCUGCUCUGGUAACUUAAGAAAUAAAUUCAUAUUUGCAAGGGUAUACUAGUCAUGUCGCGUUAUUUUAACAG